AUGAGUUCUCCGGAUAUCUGGAUUGCGCCCUUGAUUGAACACUGCCUCUCGAACUACAACAGCAAUGGCCAGGGGGCAUCAGACCCCGACUUGCGCUGGCAAGAUGAUGGCAGCAGUCUUCACUUCCCCAUUUCCGUUCGAUGCUCUGGGCUGAUUAAUUUGUGGACUGAAGCCGAAAUUCCCAUCGUCGUGAAUUUGACCGACUCGCAAACACAGAUGGACGCGAAAUUGACACGAGAGGCGUUGGAGGAAUAUACUAAAGUGUUUCCCACUCGACCGCUGGGCAAGGGCGAAUGUAAAGGACAAUUUAUUCAAUUGGACGAUUUCGGGCUCGUUUUUGAGUACGCCACAUCCCAGCCAAAGGUGCACCUCUCCGUCAAACGGUUCAGUAUUCUGUGGGAUCGAGGGAAAAUAAAGUCAAGUCCGCAAGGGAAAUCGGUCAGGAGACAUUCCUCCUUGUAUAAUUUGAUGCAGAAAACUUUCCAUCGGAUCAAAUCUCGCGAGAAACUGGUCGAGAAGCCUAACAAGGCCAACAUGGAUGAUAGCCAUCGCAUGGAUCUCUCCCUCGCAAGCCAAGCCAUCAAUCGCCAUGAAAUGCAACCGUCACAGAUUCUUUUCAUGUCCCAGCUUCCUUCCCAUCCAUCCGAUGAUGUUGCGGCUGCCGUCCCUGGUUCCCAGCAUGGUGCGGUAUCUGCCAACCGCCUGCUACAACAUCUUGGAGCUCCAUCUAAAGCUGUCGGAAAUGGACAACGAGGCAAUCGACUGCAGUCUGUGCAUGAUCAACCAUCGCAUGCGUCGACAGCAACUACUCCCGUGGAAAUAGCCUAUCCCCGCGGAACCCGUCAUCUCUUUGCAAAUUCCAAUGAAGAUGAGAAUCGCCCGGCAGGGUUUAAAUCAACAAGCAGGGCUGCCACAGUCCCAGUUGAGGAAAUGAUCCGCUCUGAAACCCCAGAAAAACUACGGCCCGUGACAUAUCAAUUGUCCUCACCCAGAGCGAACGAUAGCCCGAGCAGGACAUGUGCAAAGAAGAAUUUGCCUAUCAAAGUUGAGAGCCCUCAAGCUCUGAAGUUGUCAGGAGAACAAGAACCAUCGGAUCUCAGGGCACCAGACUCCACAGAUCGAUCGAACCUUGAGCUUGCCGAUCCGUGGGAAGGGAUGACAGAGAUACACAGUAAUGAAGUCACGAUACCGGAGGAUCAGCUCAAGCUCCUGGAUGGUUAUGAGACACGGGAAUGGUUUCCUCCUCCCCCCGGAGAAGAUAUGGUUUCGGGAUUUGUACCCCCCUCGCUCCUAAGUGAAUGGAAUGAAAUUAUUCUACGGAGAAGCCUGAAGGAAAAUGAAAAGGACUCAGAGCCUACUGAUGAAAAACAGCGGAGUUUACACACAGCGCUCGCCAAUCACUCCCCCUCUGCACCCGAAACUGAGCCAGAUUCGGAGGAGGAGGCCCCCCUCGAUUGGCCCAGCAGCCCCCGCGACGUCUCUCCCCAAAUGCGCCAACAACUGCCGGCCGAUAGCAGUCCACCCAGAGGAGAAUCUGCUUCGAAAGGUGCAGGGUCACGGAGGAUGGAGCGCGAUGAUGACGACAAACAAGCCCGGAGGAUGGCCAGUCUAAAAUCUGUUCACAGUGAUCAACAUGAGGGCCAGCCGUCAGGUACCGAUGAGGACCUCGAGGCGCCUCCCAUAGUGCCGUCCGUUGAGAACCAUGAGCCAGACAAUGAAGAAUCAAACACUUUGGCUGUCCACGAAGAUCAUGGACAUGAGUCUGAUAGUAGCAGCGAAGAGUCAAUUAUGGACAUCUCAGUCCCCCUCCCCUUCACUCACACACCGCAGGGUUUGUCUAGUCAGCUGGAGGCAGACCUACCAAGCACCGAAUUUUCUCCCUCUACUUCCACCGCAAAACAGGAUAUUCAGGUAACAGAAACCCCAGCGGCUGUUCUCCAUCGAUUACGACCUGCAAAUACCAAUAAUCACCGCCUGGGUGAAAUUCACGAGCCAGAGUUCUCCUCAUCCCUGGCGGACAAGUCAUCGUCGCAGUCGCGCAUCCUCAACACAUAUGCCAGCAACGAUGGGGAUCCACGAGGCGAACCAUCUCAAGAGAGCUCAAAGUCACUUUUGAUGAGUGGGAGGGAGAAUCCAAACGGAGAUGAUGCGCUAGGAACUCCGAUCCGCCGUGUUGUCCUACCAACGCAAGAUAUCACUCCUUGGUCGCAGCCCGGUGUGUGGAACUCCUCAGGACCAAAAAGCUCCGAAAGCAAUGCACAGGUGCCUACUACUUCAUUCUACCAAUCGCCAUCCUCAAACCCAUUUUCAUCGUAUCGCGAAGUGCCUCCAUCUUCUAUGCUAUCCGUGGAGCAGCAAGCGAGUCCCAGUAUCCUGGGCUAUACACAAGGAAGCUCUCCCGGGUCACCUCGGCUCCUUUCGCUCAAGCGAUGUGCAUCUGAUCGGGAAAUGGGCGAGGCUUCGUCGCCAUCAAAACGAUAUAAACAUAACAUCCGGUCGAACAUAUAUGGAAACGAAAAACGACUUGAAGAAGAAAUCAUUGCUCGUCGUCAGGAUUACAUCUCAAGCUCUACUCAUUCUUCCGCGUUUCAAGUAUAUGAGAAAUUUCAAGACGACUACCCCACUUAUUUUGGAGACUUUGCCCACUUCACAGAGCUAUGUUCCAGGUUGCAGGCCUUUCGGGACAGCGGCGGCCUGAAACGGUCUUUCUUAUGGGAUGAUUUCAUCAUCAAGCAUCUCAAAGAAUACCCACGGUAUAUUGAAGAAUGUUUGAGCAAGGACGUGAAAACUCUCGACUACGCAGAGUAUUUUGCAUCCUCCUUCUCAACCCCUUCCUAUAAGAAACGCAGCCUCACUGCCAACGGAAUCAGCACAUGCGCGGCCCAGCAUAUGUGUGCAAACGAGUCCUCGACGGCUCCCCCUCUGCAAUCAUCCGUUUCUAUCUCCGACGCACACACUUCUUUCACCAGUAGUCUCCGAGAUCAGCUUUCCAACUUCCACACACAUUCCUUCGGACCGUCAUUACACGAAAGACUCGAAGACAUUGUCCCUGACUCUCAUACUCCAUCCGAGUGUAGUACCGAGUGUAGUAUUCCGGACAGUGAACCUGCUGGCUUGGCCGCUGAAGGAGAGAACAGCGACGUCUCCAUGGAGGGCAUCCACGACACAGCCAGCAUUGAACUCGGCGACGAGGAAGAGCAGCUACAGCCAGGUGUAGCGCCCCGCGCCGUCGCCACCUCCACCGCGGCCCCGGAAGGUCAUACUCCGCUGGAGGCGAACGCCGCUGCGAAUUAUGAUGGCGUUGAUCUCGAUAUUCCCGACGCUGGCAUUGACGCCGCCACAGACACCACCCCCGACCCCCUUAGCGAAGCCGAAAGUUCGAACGAAAACUGGUUCCUCUCGCUCCGCCAUCUCUACGCUACCGCUCCUGUCUGGUCAGACCACCACAACACGCCCUUCAAGAAGUGGGCACUGGCAGACCAAAACGUGCUGAUUGAGCGCUGGCGCCGUGGGGGUUCUUAUGUUUCUGUUGAUGACAAGGGAGUCAUCCAGCGGGAUCCUGCCAUACCAUGUAGAGAAAGGUGAACUGUGAGACGUCAUUAACCAGACAAGUAAUUUGCUUUUUGUUUCUUUCUUUCUUUCUUUCUUUCUUUCUUUCUGUGCCCCUAGUUAGUAGUCAGUCAGUCCAGUCAGUUUCCAAUUCCUUCAUGCAUCGGGUACCCACCAAGGAGGGAGAAUCUGCCAGGUUAAGCAAAUCAAGCGAAGAGUUCCAUUGGCUGGUCUGAUCACUAUUUUUUUUUUUCUUUCCAUUCAAGAGCAGGGAGUAGAUCAAUGUACGGAGGAGUAACGAUACCUACCUUAUUUACGGAGUAUGGCGUGUAUAGUAUAUAUAUAUAUACUUACUCCAUAGUAAUGUUCUAAAAAGAUAUGCUCAUGGAAAGAGCAGCAGCAGAAGAAAAAAGAAGAAGAAACUAAGUAAUGAUCAAAAU
Aspergillus ochraceoroseus IBT 24754 is the source of this 3989-nucleotide messenger RNA. RefSeq lists its product as uncharacterized. The record is from RefSeq and is a predicted model, not a curated record. The transcript is spliced from 2 exons. NCBI's taxonomy places the organism in Eukaryota, Fungi, Ascomycota, Eurotiomycetes, Eurotiales, Aspergillaceae. The coding region runs from base 1 to 3585 and encodes 1194 amino acids.